AUAGCUCGUAAUGACAUCACCAUUGGCAAAUGCAGUGGAAGAGGGCAAGGUUGAAGAUGUCCAGGACAUUCUCUGACAGGAUGUGCGAGGCUGUUUAUACACAGCCAGGCGUGAGUCUCUGCACCACUUAAAGGAUUCCAUGCUGGUGCCCAUGUUUGGUGGAUGCUUUCCUCUGAAAGUGCAUGAAUCAGGAGCAUGUCUAAUUGAUCAAGAUGGAAACCUGUUUAAAUAUCUUUCGGAUUAUCUUAAUGGAGAAAUUCAGAUUCCUGAAGAUGAAAAAGUUAGAACUGCACUGCAGGAGGAAGCAGAUUAUUUUGGAAUCCCUUAUCCAUACAGUCUGUCUGAUCAUUUGGCUAAUGAAAUGGAAAUACACUCUUCAAGGUCCAAUAUAGAGCUUAAAAAGGAUUUGUUGGAUUUCUGUGAUUCUUACAAUUUAGUUUGCACCAAGCCUACAGUUUCCUGCACUAUCUCCACUUCUGGAGGAAGCUGUGAAAGUAAAAUUAUUGGUGUGUAUACCACAAGAGCAGAUGGGACUGAUGCAAUUAAUAAGGUGCUAGGAAUGAAAAUUCAUGGUAAAAUCAUGUACAAAUGUAAGAGAAGCUGAAAUAACAUCUAAUACAUCUGGAGCUAUUACUCAGUAGCUGAGCUGAAAAAGAUGAUGGAUGCUUUUGAUGCCUGGAAAGGGAGAGGUGUCAGCUACUGCAGAGUGCCUCAGGAGCUGACUGAAUGUCGGACUCUGGAAGAACGCCCGAGAGGCAGUUUGCACCAUAUGCCUCCAGUUUAUAAAAGAUGAUUAAUUGACUGUACCGAAGUAGAAAGCUGUUUACCAUGUAAAGUAGGUCUCCAGCCAAUUAAAUUCUCAGGUCCUUCAACAAGUACCCACAUAAAAGUCAAAAAUUCCCUUAAGAAUGAUAAAGGGGGUAGUGUUUGA
Zonotrichia leucophrys gambelii is the source of this 931-nucleotide messenger RNA. It is a transcript of the gene KCTD18, whose product is annotated as potassium channel tetramerization domain containing 18. The record is from RefSeq and is a predicted model, not a curated record. Lineage: Eukaryota; Metazoa; Chordata; Aves; Passeriformes; Passerellidae.